UGAUUUUGCAUUUCGGGAAGAGAACUGUAAGUAAACAAUACAGUUCUUUCCCCUGUCAGUUCCUGCACACUGCUAUGCAUGGCUUUGCAUAGCAAAGCCAUGCAAAGCAAUGUGAUUACAGUGAAAGCACAUGCACAGUCCCCAGUAAAACAGCGCACAGUUAACCCUUUGAUCGCCCCACAUGGUAACUCCUUCCUGCCCAGUGCCAUUAGUACAGUGUCAGUGCUUUUUAUUAGCACUGAUCACUGUAUUGGUGUCACUGGGGAUGUCAGUGACACCAAGUCAGUUCCCCCCAGUGUUAGAAUGCCCGCUGCAAUCCCGCUAUAA
Staurois parvus is the source of this 327-nucleotide messenger RNA. The record is from the annotation of a GenBank genome assembly. NCBI's taxonomy places the organism in Eukaryota, Metazoa, Chordata, Amphibia, Anura, Ranidae.